AUGCCUGGGUCGGUGUUGGAGGUGCUGGUCAGCGAGGGUGACCGGGUGGAGCAAAACCAGACUGUAGUGUUGAUGGAGUCCAUGAAAAUGGAGUUGGUGAUCACGGCUCCCCGCAGCGGAGUAGUGCGGCGCGUGGCGGUUGAACCCGGUCAGCAGGUGCAGCGGGGCAUGCGCCUUUUGGAACUGGCCCCUGAUAACGACGAUGGUGAGCGAUGA
Messenger RNA from Geodia barretti, 216 nucleotides. The record is from the annotation of a GenBank genome assembly. Lineage: Eukaryota; Metazoa; Porifera; Demospongiae; Tetractinellida; Geodiidae.